This is a messenger RNA of Chionomys nivalis (European snow vole), 6696 nucleotides long. RefSeq names its product DDB1 and CUL4 associated factor 17 (gene Dcaf17). The record is from RefSeq and is a predicted model, not a curated record. NCBI's taxonomy places the organism in Eukaryota, Metazoa, Chordata, Mammalia, Rodentia, Cricetidae. Gene Ontology annotation, biological process: protein ubiquitination. Gene Ontology annotation, cellular component: Cul4-RING E3 ubiquitin ligase complex. Bases 216 to 1775 code for a protein of 519 amino acids. The transcript has 14 exons.
GGUGAGCCCGAGAGCAGAAGGAAAGGCCGUGCAGGCGCCGUUGCUUCUCUUCCUUUGCUGCGAACGCGAGUGGUGCUAACUCUUGCUCACUGUCCCCGAGUGCCCAGGACGGGAAUCUCGCGUCAGCUUUCCCUUGAGGCUCGCAGGUGGCGGCUGCCACCCCUCGCGGAAGUGAGGGGCGCGCCCCUGCGCGGCCCUGCGGACCCCGAGCCUCCAUGGGCCCGACCCCGAAGGCCAAUGUUUGCCGUAGGCUGAGUCGCCGGGCAUUAGGCUUCUUCGCACGCGAUGCGGGCGUGGUGCAGAGGGCGAACCUGGGCAUCCUGCGGGCGCUGGUGUGCCAGGAGAGUACUAAAUUUAAGAAUGUUUGGACAACCCAUUCCAAGUCACCUAUAGCCUAUGAAAGAGGAAGAAUUUAUUUUGACAAUUACCGGUGCUGUGUCAGCAGUGUUGCAUCAGAGCCAAGAAAACUUUAUGAAAUGCCAAAAUGUUCCAAAUCAGAAAAAAUUGAGGAUGCUUUGUUAUGGGAAUGCCCAGUGGGAGAAAUACUUCCUGACCCAUCAGAUUAUAAAUCCUCACUCAUAGCACUGACUGCUCAUAAUUGGCUGCUUCGUAUAUCGGCAACUACAGGGGAAAUCCUGGAGAAAAUAUACCUUGCUUCCUAUUGCAAGUUCAGGUACUUGAGCUGGGACACCCCUCAAGAGGUCAUUGCGGUCAAGUCAGCUCAGAACAAAGGCUCAGCAGUGGCCCAGCAGGCAGGCACUCAGCAGUCUGUUUUGUUAUACCUUGCAGUGUUCCGGGUUCUGCCCUUUUCACUUGUAGGGAUUCUAGAGAUCAACAAAAAGGUUUUCGCGAAUGUCACAGAUGCUACCUUGUCACAUGGAAUACUGAUUGUGAUGUACAGCUCGGGACUGGUCAGACUGUAUAGCUUCCAAGCCAUCAUUGAGCAGUUCAUGCAACAGAAACUUGACUUAGGGUGUGCAUGCAGUCAGGGCGGGACUACUGGGACUGUAGGAGAGGCUCCUUUUGGCAUUCCUUGUAAUGUUAAGAUCACAGGCUCGCCAUCCCCACUCUUUGAAGUCUCCUCCCUGGAGAACGCGUUUCAGAUUGGCGGCCAUCCUUGGCACUACAUCAUCACACCUAAUAAGAAGAAACAGAAAGGAGUUUUCCAUAUUUGUGCUCUAAAAGAUAAUUCCUUGGCAAAAAAUGGAAUUCAGGAAAUGGAGUGUUGUUCCCUAGAAUCUGACUGGAUCUAUUUUCACCCUGAUGCUUCUGGAAGAAUUAUACAUGUUGGCCCCAAUCAAGUCAAAGUCUUGAAGCUAAGUGAGGUAGAAAAUAAUAGUUCUCAGCAUCAGGUCUCUGAAGAUUUUGUCAUCUGGGCCAAUAGAGAAGACAGAAACGAAAACGUAAUCACCGUUACAGCUUCUGGACGUGUGGUGAAAAGAAAUUUCAGCCUCCUGGAUGAUGACCCGGAGCAAGAGACUUUCAAAAUUGUGGACUAUGAGGAUGAGUUGGACUUGCUGUCUGUAGUGGCUGUCACUCAAAUAGAUGCCGAGGGAAAAGCGCACUUGGAUUUCCACUGUAACGAGUACGGAACCUUACUCAAGAGCAUCCCGCUAGUGGAGUCGUGGGAUGUGACAUAUAGCCAUGAAGUCUACUUUGACAGAGACUUGGUGCUGCACAUCGAACAAAAACCCAACCGGGUUUUCAGCUGCUAUGUCUAUCAGAUGGUCUGUGACCCCGGAGAAGAAGAAGAAAUUGUCAACAGAAAUGAUUAAGACAGUGAGGUCAUUGUAACUUGAAACAUUUGGUGAAACACCCUAUCAGCUUAUUAUCUGCAUGGAACAUUCUGCAGUAUUUUACAUAACAGGUUGUGUGCUAGCUUUUUUCAAAAGACUAGGUUAAACUCUUGCACAUAAGGGGGUAAGGACUCCAUUUUAUGUGAAUGCUCUCUGGACUGCUGUCUCAAGAGACCCAGCCUUUGACUCGUCUAGACGAGGUGUUACUGUGGAUAUGAAAUGCUAGGGAACGGGACAGUUACAUUUAGGUGUCAGGAGACAUCAUCAAUGCAGGGAUAAUUACCAUGACUUUUAAUGACUACUGUAAUGUUUUAAUUGGUAAGGCUAGGAGAGAGAAACAAAUAAAAAUAUUAAACAUAGAAGCCCGAUGUGACACAUCUGUAAUCCCAGCACAUGACAUGUAGAACAAAAAGAGCAGGAGUUCAGAGCCAGUGUUGGCUAUAUAGCAAAUUUAAGGCCAGGUUGAUAUACAGCUGCUCUCAAAAUGACAACAAAAAGAUAAAUCCUAUAUAUAUAUAUACCCUAUACCAAACUUUUCUUAAAGAUUAUAAAUAGGAUUUGUAAUGAAAAUCAUACUUUUGAGCCAAAAAUCAUCACAGCUUCUUUGUAAAAAAACAAUAUAUAUAUAUAUAUAUAUAUAUAUAUAUAUAUAUAUAUAUACAUAUACAUAUACAUAUAACUUUGUGUGUAUGUUUCUAUACAAUAUCAAGAAUUGAUUCUAGUUAUCAAAUUACCAUUUCUUAUACGAUCUUAUUCCAUGACUGUAUUCUGUGUGUGUCUUAAUACCAGUGCACGUGGGUGUGUUUAUGUGGAUAUAUCUGCAUGUUCAUGUGUGUGCAGGUGUGCCUGCAUGUGUGCAUGUGCCUUCGGAGGCCAGAAGUCAGCCUGUGGUGGUAUUCUCAAGAGCCACCUACUUUGUGUUUUGAGAUAGGCUCUCAUUAUGAUCUGGGGCUCACUGAUUCUGCUAGUCUCGUUGGCUAAUCUGGGAUUACGUCUGCUUCCCCAGCACUGGGAUGUCUGCUUGGGUGCUGGGCGCCAAACUCAGAUUUGCAUGGUCGUGUAACAAGCACCUCCCAGACUGAGCUAUCUCCCAGCACUGUGUGUUUGUGUUAUAAAAAAUCCAAGCAAAAUCGAAAUGAAACCUUUUCCUGAUUUAUAACCCAUUUAGCUCCUCAUACAUCUAAAGAUGUUGGACUGAUUUUUCCAUCCUAUUGACUCACUGAAUCUGUUUCGUUGAACGAUAUUUUCAUAUCUGUGCUAGAAUAUAAAGGGGCCUCUGUUAGGCCACUUCCGUGCACUGCUGGCCCCUGGUGGCCUCUUCCCUGUAGCACAGUUGAAACCCCAGUUCUUUCCUGCCUGGAAUCUCCUGGUUAGCCAGAAGCAGAGUGUCGGUGGAAGGAAUGUUUUUUGUUUUUUGUUUUUUCUUAGAACAUGUUUAAGCCUGGCCCUUGAAUUCCACUAAUCACUUUUCAGAAUGUUAGAUAAAGAUAACCUAAGUGUAGGGAGAAACUGUUGCUUACAUUCCCUGUUAGAGAAAUUCAGUUUCUCAGAAUCCACAUGUCCGUCUCAUUUUUCUAAUUCAGCCUCAAAAGAAUAAUAUAAAAAAAGAAUAGAGCAGGGCAGGUAGCUCACACCUGUAACCUGAGCACUCAGGGAACUGCAGCAGGAUUGUUGUAAACUUAAAGCCAACUUGGGCUAUGAAACAAAACCUUGCCUUAAAAAACAAACAGAAAGGGCUGGAGAGAUGGCUCAGCGGUUAAGAACACUGCCUGCUGUUCCAGAGGUCCUGAGUUCAAUUCCCAACAACCACAUGGUGGCUCACAACCAUCUGUAGUAAGAUCUGGUGCCCUCUUCUGACCUGCAGAACACUGUAUACAUAAUGAAUAAAUAAAUCUUUUUUUAAAAAAAAACAAAACAAAACAGAAAACAGCAACAACAAACACCUUAAUUCCCAAGGCAGAGGGAGGACAAUCUAUAGAGUUCAGUGUCAGCUUGGAGUAUAGGAGCCAGCCUGGGCUACAUGAGACCCUGUCUCAAAGCAUAAAAGAACAGCAACAAACCAUUUUUGAUUCAUGUAUAAGGUUAAAAUAUGGAAUUUUAGCUUGGAAGAUUUGUAUAAAGGUCUCUUCAUUUUGACCCUCCUAAUGUUAGGAAUGGUGUGAGUCCUGUCCGGUUGGCCCUUGAAAGUCUGCAAAGAUGUUUCUAGUUGAUGAUGAUCAGCGGGACUAAGGAGAAAGGUGUUGGCUGUUUAAAAAUCAAAGAGUUAGUAGCAGGGGCUAUACAAUCAAGAAAUAAAGGAAACAAAUCUAAAUUCAUCUUUUUGUGCAUAGCAAAGAUUUACUGGUUGAAUAUUCUUUAUCGAGGAUGCUUAGAACCAAAAUGAUUUUGUAAUUCAAUUUUUCCCCCUGAUUUUAGAAUAUUUACAGGUACAUUAUAAGAUCUUGGGAUGGGCUCAAGGUCUAACCUUGAAAUUCAUUUUUAUGUUUAAUACAUAUCUUAUGGCUGGGCAUUGGUGGCUCACGCCUUUAAUUCCAACACUCAGAGGCAGAGACAGGAAGCUCUCUGUGAGUUCGAGGCCAGCCUGGUCUACAGAGCAAGUUCAGGACAGCCAGACCUACAUAGUUAAACCCUGUCUCUAAAAAAACAAACAAUACACAUCUGUGUACAUAACCUAGAGGCACUUUUAUGCACUAUUUUAAGUGUGGUCAUUUGUGUUUAACUGUGUCCUAGCACAUAAGAUCAGGUGUUGAGUUUUGUACUCAUGACAUCAUGUCAGCACUAAGAAAGUUUCGUGUUUUAGAGCAUUUUGGAUUUCCAGAUUGUGGAUAUUAAUAUGCAUUGGCAUUGUAGAAUAAGGCAGAAUGAAUGUGAGCUAAAAAAAAAAAAAAAACAAACCUCUUUGGAGCUGAUCCUAUGUAGACUUACCAUCAGAGAACAUAAAAAUAAUUACCUCAUGAGCAAGGUAAUAACAUGUUAAAGUCUAGUACUUGGAUCUACUGUUUGAAAAAUUCAGCCUCAUUUAUGAUAUGUAGCAGCUCUAUUGAGUGUCUCUGAAGACUGAGAGCAUUUUAGAGACAGCUUUGUAAUUACAGGGCAGUUAGUAGUUGCAUGCCCAGCCCUGCCUAGCAUAUUCACACCUUUCUGUUUGGGUUUUGCUUUGUUGUUUGGGUUUUGUUUUUUGUUUUGGCAUGUGCAUGCUUUGUGUGUGUGUGUGGGGGGGUUGUUUUUAGACAUGGUCUCACUGUGUGGCUCUGGCUGCCUUGCUACACUGUGUAGAACACACUGGCCUCAGACUCACAGAGAGCUGCCUGCCUCCUCCUUGCAAGUGCAGGAUGCAUACUUAGCACAUCUGACCCACAAGUUUGCACAUUGAAAAACAAACCCAAUGAGGAGCAGCAGGAGAGAGAAGAGGGGACUUUGCCGUAUAGGUUCCCACAUGGCAGUGCAUUUGCUCUGAGUUUUGAGAGCAUUUGGAACAGUAUGUCUUUAGUCUUCAGUCUUGGCGGAGAAUCUUUGGUGACUAUUGAGUUUCUUCUUUAAAUCAUUGUGGUGUGUAUGGGUGUGUGGUAAUAGAAAGAAACUCAUGUGUUCAGAAAGGCAGUUGAGACAUUUCUGAGAUUCGUGGUGAGAGAAGGGAUGGGCUACUUCUAAUUUAAGUAUAACAUGACCACUAAGAAAUUUGUAGCAUAAGCUGAGCUGCUGGUUCAUAUCUCUAAUCCUGGCUGAAAGAGGAGGGUCGCCAAAGUUGGAGGCAAGCCUGGGUUGUGUGGUCACAGAACAUACUGGGUUACACAGCCAUGUGUAACUCCAGGUCCAGGGAACCUAACAUCCUUUUCUGGCUUCCACAAAUACCCAUACAUAUGCUUGCAUGUGCACACAAAUACAUACAAUACACACAAAUACAUACAAAUAUUUAUAAUACACAUAAAUAAGUGUGUGUGUGUGUGUGUGUUCAAGAGAGAGCUGUGUGGUGUGGGAGGUCCUUCUGUCUAUGUGUUGCUUUUAUUGGUUAAUGAAUAAAGAACUGGCUUGGCCUAUAGCAUGGAAGGAGGAAGGCAGAGUCAGGGAGAUGCCAUGGAUCUGCCACCUGAGACAGAUGCUGGGAACUUUAGCUGGUAAGCCACAGCCUCGUGGCCAUAGACAGAUUAAUAGAAAUGGGUUAAAUUAAUAUGUAAGAGUUAGCCAAUAAGAAGUUAGAGCUAAUGGGCCAAGCAGUGAUUUAAAUAAUACAGUUUCUGUGUGAUUAUUUCAGGUCUAAGCUGCUGGGUGGCCAGGAACCAACAAGCGGCCACCUCCUCCAACAGCUGUGUCCAACUAACAAAUUUAGCUACAGCUGUUAAGUUUUGGCCAGUAGUCACAGUUUACGGGAACGUAGGCUGCAUAUUUGGUAAUGGGAUGGUUGAUAAAAAGAUGCCAAAAGAUACUGAAGGUAGAAAAGAAUGGAGAACAUUUAGAUGCCAUUCAUACCAAGAAGUUGAGCUGGUGAUAUAACUCAGUGAUGGAACACUUGGCUGUUGUGCAUGAGUCCCUAGGUUCAGUUCCCAGUGCUGAAAUAACAGCAUAUGCAAUGCAUGCUAUCCCAAAAGUGUGUCUGCGCCUGCUCACUCUGAAGUAGUUGCUUCUCUCAGCAAGCACAGAUGUUACACUGUAUUCUCAGAGCAACACAGCAAGCUUAUUGUUCUUUAACUUCCUGCAGUAUUUAUCACAACUCUGGGAGAAACAUAAAGCCAAUCCAAUUGUCAUUGUUGUUGAACUAAUAAGUGAGGAGAUGAUUUUGUUCUGUUUAAAUAAAGACAUUCCAUAACUUCCCAACAUAUGAGCAUUUUAUUAAUCCUUAUGUAUACUUUUAUUAUUAAAAAACACGGGGAAAACCAUGUUCUCUCCCUCCCUUUUUCUCUCU